AUGUCUUCAGAAGAGAACAGUACAUCAACAGAUGCAACAUCAUCAACACCAACCUACUGCUUUGAAGUAACACACUCAAAGAAUGUAUUUACAGUGGAACUGAGUGGAGAUUCUACUUUAAAACAACUAAAGGAAGAAAUUCAAAAAAAGACUCAAGUUCCGAUUGGUCUGCAGAAAUUAUUAUUCAAAACCAAGGAAAAGCCAAAUUUAAAGGAUGACGGAGCAAAGAUCAAAGAUUUAGGAUUGGUUCAUGCUCCAAAAUUUAAAAUAUUAUUGAUGGGAUCAACAUUGGAGCAAAUUAUUGAAGCCUCUUCAAGUAAGCCAAAGAGAACCACCUCCUCGUCACAAUCCAAUGAACCAUCAUCCCCAGUCACUUUGAAAAUUUCUCAAUUACCAGAACACAAAAAAUAUAUUGACAAGGGUGUUCCUGAACAUGCUGAAAAAGGAGACAAAAGCAAGGAUCUUGCAGUCACACAACCAAUUAAUGGCAUUUUGAAUAAUAGAGGUGAAGAGAUUAGAUUCACAUUCAAACAAGAUUUACGUGAAUUGUGGAUUCAAUCCAAGUCGAACACUGAAAAGAUUCCUUACGCUGCAAUUAGAUAUAUUGAUACUGAGCCCAUUCACUCGAAUGCAGAUUAUCAUAUUAUGGGAUUCCAAAUCGGUCAAUCAACCACCAAUAAGCUUUGGUUCUACUAUGUGCCUGCACAAUAUGUGCGAUGGAUCAAAUACACCAUUUCUGGGCUAAAUGACUUUCCUUUCUUCAACUAG
Molecule: messenger RNA, 768 nt
Organism: Naegleria lovaniensis
Lineage: Eukaryota; Heterolobosea; Eutetramitea; Acrasida; Naegleriidae
Exons: 3
Coding region: 1-768 (255 amino acids)
Molecular function (GO): RNA binding; cadherin binding
Source: RefSeq, a predicted model, not a curated record